Messenger RNA from Symbiodinium pilosum, 485 nucleotides. The record is from the annotation of a GenBank genome assembly. NCBI's taxonomy places the organism in Eukaryota, Dinophyceae, Suessiales, Symbiodiniaceae.
GCUCUGGCCUGUGUGGGAGUCCUCGUCGCAGCAACGGCUGUGCUCGCUUUGUUUUGGAUGGAGUCAUACCUGCAGCUGAAGUGCAGGAGCUGGCGAAGCUCCUGCAAUGGCUUGUCUCUGAGGCGUGGGGAGCCGGGUCAGGGCCACCCAGCGUGGUGGAUCUCCAUGCGGAGACCAUCUCCUACAAGGACAACUUCGUGAACCUCACGAUGUUCAUGGAGUUCAAGUCCCUCAAGUUUUCACAGAAGCAGGUCGCGGCUUACCAGGCAGUGCGCCGGGUGCUGCGGGAACAGCUGUCACGGCUGUUUGGAGUCCCCCUGGAAGGGCUGCAGCAUGAUAUGACUUUCUUCUCCCACAUCAACGGCAGCAAGACAGCCCAGACCACGCAUGAUGAGUAUUGGCACUCUCACAUUGACACAGAGCAGUAUGGUACCUUCGCGUACACAGUCCUGCUCUACCUCAACACGGCAGAUGAUGACCGAUGA